AUGAGCAUUUUUGGCUUGAUACAAAUUGGCCUCAUACUGUUGUGCACUGCCACCAUCUCCAGUCUUCAGUGUAAUCAUCUUCCUUUCCAGCAAAGAAAAGCGAUCAAGAACAGCCUGCAACUUUUGGACAAAAUGGGCAAAAAAUUUCCUCAACAAUGUCUAAGAGAGAAAAUGUUCUUCAGAUUUCCUGAGCAGGUUCUAAAGCCCAGACAGAAAGAGACUGUCAAAGUAGCCAUUGAAGAGAUCUUCCAACAUAUCUUCUAUAUCUUUAGCAAAAAUCUGACUCUAGCUGCUUGGAAUGGGACAGCUUUAGAACAAUUCCAAAAUGGACUUUAUCAUCAAAUUGAGCAGUUGGAGGCAUGUGUAAUCAAGAAGCAGAUCCACUACUUUUGGAGUAAAGAAAUGGACAGGCUGAAACUGAAAAAGUACUUCCAAAAAAUAGACUGUUUUCUUAAAGACAAACAACACAGCUUGUGCUCCUGGGAGAUCAGCCGUGCAGAAAUGAGGAAAUGUCUUCAGUUGAUUGACAAAGUCAUAAGGAAGCUUAACAACUAA
Merops nubicus (carmine bee-eater) is the source of this 555-nucleotide messenger RNA. RefSeq names its product interferon omega-1-like. The transcript has a single exon. The record is from RefSeq and is a predicted model, not a curated record. Gene Ontology annotation, cellular component: extracellular region. NCBI's taxonomy places the organism in Eukaryota, Metazoa, Chordata, Aves, Coraciiformes, Meropidae. Gene Ontology annotation, molecular function: type I interferon receptor binding; cytokine activity. Bases 1 to 555 code for a protein of 184 amino acids. Gene Ontology annotation, biological process: defense response; natural killer cell activation involved in immune response; humoral immune response.